Mya arenaria is the source of this 3895-nucleotide messenger RNA. RefSeq names its product acyl-coenzyme A synthetase ACSM3, mitochondrial-like. Gene Ontology annotation, molecular function: fatty-acyl-CoA synthase activity; fatty acid ligase activity. The transcript is spliced from 17 exons. Gene Ontology annotation, cellular component: mitochondrial matrix. Lineage: Eukaryota; Metazoa; Mollusca; Bivalvia; Myida; Myidae. The record is from RefSeq and is a predicted model, not a curated record. Gene Ontology annotation, biological process: acyl-CoA metabolic process; fatty acid biosynthetic process. Bases 52 to 1848 code for a protein of 598 amino acids.
GCCUAUCUUCAAAGCCAAACAGUGAAGCUGUCAAACUUAAGGACGUAACGAAUGCCACCUGGUAUGGCUUUAACGCACUUAAGGUCGCUACAGUCCAUCCCCCGACGGAUAACCACUUAUUGGUUGCCACGGAGACAGGCCACACCCAACUGCCACGCCUACAGUACGACCUUUGACCCUCGUAACUGGGACUAUGAGAUUGAGAAGAAAAGCUACAGUCUCAUUGCUCCACAGUAUUACAACUUUGCUAGAGAUGUGAUAGAUUCCUGGGCACAAAAGGAAAAGGCUGGUUUGAGGGGAGACAAUCCUGCUCUAUGGUGGAUUAAUGACAAGGGGCAAGAACUCAAGUGGUCUUACCAGGAGGUUGCAUACCAGUCUAAGCUGGUAGCUAAUGUGUUGAUGGGUCCUUGUGGGCUGAAGCCGAAUGACAUAGUUAUAGUGGUGCUGCCUCGUAUACCUCAGUGGUGGGCCAUCAACGUAGGGGCAAUACGAUCUGGGGUGAUACUGAGUCCCGGGACGACCCUGCUGCGCCCCAGUGACCUCCAGUAUCGACUGAAUGCCGCCGAAGCAAAAUGUAUCAUCACCAAUGCAGACUGUGCUGACCAUGUGGAUCAGGUUGUAGACAAAUGCCCUUUGUUAAAGACCAAAGUUAUCGUUGGUGAAAAAAGGGCUGGAUGGCUAAACUAUGAAGAACUGCUGCAGAAAAGUACAGACAAUUUUGAGUGCAUCAACUCAUUAGCCACCGACCCUAUGACAGUGUUCUUCACCAGUGGUACAACGGGGGCCCCCAAGAUGACAGAACACACACACAGUAGCUAUGGCCUUGGACACAUCAUAACUGCCAAGUAUUUCCUGUCUCUGCAGCCCAGUGAUGUAAUGUGGAACUUGUCAGACACGGGCUGGGCUAAGUGUGCCUGGAGCUCUCUAUUUGCCCCCUGGAUCGCUGGGGCAACAGUGUUUGUACAAGACUCACCAAGAUUUGACCCUCAUGAUGCCGUUAAGAUUUUAGCCAAUAAGCCAAUCAAUGUUUUCUGCGCCCCACCAACCGCUGUUCGACUGAUGCAAGUUGAGCAUGAAUUUUCAAUGGUUAGAAAGAGCGUGCAGGCGGGAUUUUUACGUCACGCCGUCAGUGGGGGAGAGCCGGUGAACCCUGAAAUGUUGGAAGAAUGGUAUGAGGGAACUGGUCUCAAACUGCUCGAGGGGUACGGACAGACAGAAACAACUUUCCUGUGUGGGACGUACAACAGUAUAAAACAGAAGCCAGGCUCCAUGGGCAAGGCCGCCCCGGGGGUAAAUGUGCAGGUUGUGGAUGAUCAUGGUGUGAUUCUACCUCCUGGAAAGGAAGGCAACAUCGGUGUCAGGGUGAAACCCCAGAGGCCGGUCGGACUCUUCUCAAGGUAUAUUGAUGACGAGUCCCGCAUGAAGUCAGUGUUUGUCGGAGAUUUCUACUUGACAGGGGACAGGGCUGUGGUGGAUGAAGAGGGUUAUAUCUGGUUUGUAGGCCGUGCAGAUGAUGUCAUACUCAGCUCAGGGUAUAGAAUAGGGCCGUUUGAGGUUGAAAGUGCCUUACUGGAGCAUCCAGCAGUCCUGGAGUCAGCAGUUGUUAGCUCCCCUGAUCAGACUCGGGGAGAGGUUGUGAAGGCGUUUGUAACUCUGACUGAGGAUUAUAAGGACAGCAAUCGUGAGGCAUUGGUCACCGAACUUCAGGAACACACUAAAAAUGUCACUGCACCUUACAAAUACCCCCGCAAGAUACAAUUUGUUGACACAUUACCGAAGACAGUGAGCGGAAAGAUACGCCGUGUGGAACUCCGCAAUAUGGAAUGGGGUCGGAAAACCGCGGAUUAGAGACUUAAGCUGCCUUGAUCUCCUUAAAAGGCGUCAUUGGUAGUUAAUUAAAGCAACAAUGAUCCAGAUAAAAAAGGAUGGAACUAAUACCGUAUGAUUUUGGAUAAGAGCGGUGAUUUAUUUUUGUUAUCAGUCAUAUUUAGGUCAUCUACCUAAGAGAUUUUUUUUUAUCUAAAUACAUAAACAGUGUUUAUUCAGGUAUUUGAUUAAAAUGCUCGUACCAUGUGCCAUUCAUGUAUAUUACAUUGUAGAAGUUCCCGAUGUUUUAAAGGAACAAAUGAUAUUUUUUAGUUUUAAUUUUGUAAAUGUAUUUUUAUGGGUUUUUUUCCUGUGUGGGAUGAUUGUUUAGAAUGAAAUAUUUAAGAUUGACUUGUAUUAGCAAAAAUUUCAACUUGAAGGAAGUUUGUGGAAAGAUACAACGCUUAAUUUUUGGCCAAAGAUUGCAUAAUUAAACUAAAAGUAAUUCUGAAAUAUUUUACAUGUGUAGAAGCAUAAAAUAGCAUAGUGUUUUAUAGGCUGAACAUAAUUUUAUAUAUUUUCUGUCAAAAAGGUUAUUUAGAAAAUAACGUCACUAACUUUUUGUUUACAUCGGUUGUGACUAUUGGUAAAAUAUGAAAUACAACAGCACCUAUAAAUUGGAGUUGUUUCUAUAAAUAUUCAGCGGCAUAUGUCAUUUUAAAUAAAGCAGUAGCAGAUGCAAUAAAUUGCAGCUAAAUUUAUAAAUAUAUUGCUGUAUGUAUCAUUUUAAAUACAGCAGUAGCAGCUACAAUUUAAUAAAUUGCAGCUAUAUUUAUAAAUUUACAGCUGUAUGUAUCAUUUGAAAUACAACAACAGCUAUAUAUAUAAAUAUACAGUUGUAAAUACAGCAGCAGCAUCUAUAAACUGUAGCUAUAUCUAUAAAUAAACAGCUGUUUGUAUCAUUUGAAAUAAAGUAGCAGCAGCUGCAGCUGCAGCAGCAGAAGCAGAUUUAAAUUGCAGCUAUAUCUAUAAAUACACAGCUGUAUCUAUAUGUGCUAAGCCACUGUUGUCAUACUGUAAGGUUUGAGCCAUUUGGUGCACCAUACCAGAGGGGCUCUUGUUUUGAAUAUUGUAUUUUAAGUCUUUAAUCAUUGACAAUAUCAGGUUCAUUUCAGAUUGAGUUUGCUUUGAAUUUCUAGAAGAUUGAAAUCCUUAAUUACUUUUAUACCUUGCUGUUUUCAACAUUUCAAGUGUGUAUGUGUACAUUAUAUUUGUACACUGCAGUGCUCUCGCCAAUUAUGUAUUUAACCAAAAAAUAAAUAAAUAAAUAAUUACCAAAGGUUUGUGUAGAUAUAUAUUUUGAUUUUUGAAAGCAAUUUUUAAUAAUGUACAUUGAAAUCAGAAUUGAUAUAAUCAUUACUAUUGUCAUGAUGUAAAAUCUAUGUUUUUGUAUGUGUUGAAUAUAUAUUGCUUUACAUGUUUUCAUAUAAUAAUGUCAUUGUACAAUUUUCACAGAUUUGGAAGUAAUUAUUUUGGUAACACAACUUUUUAAAUUCAUUUAAUUAAUGUUGAUGUUUGAUCAUUAUUCAAGUUAUAUUUUAUACGGCAUUAUAUUUUGUAAGUGACCUACAAAUGUAAAGGCAGCCAAGUGUAAAUGGUUUUAUAAAUCUACUAAAAUACAAAUAAAUGAUACAAUUCUUUUACUGUAUAUUUGAUAAAAAAAAGUCAGUACUGAAGUUGAAAUAUAAUCGCAAAAUAAAUUGACACAAACACUUUAUGCCAUACAAAUGCUCCUUUUUUUUUAGAAUAAAAACAAAUUGUACUGAAGCAUUUUGCUCCAAUUGUGCCAAAGUAGCAUCUUAAAAUAUAUCAUUUCGAUCAUAGCCAGAAAUUGACACCCACACAUUUCUUUACUUGUUGUUUGGGUGAAAUUUGGCCGAUUUCAAAUAUACAUAUAUAUAUAUUUGUGACAUUUCAUACCUUGCCAUAUAUUUAUUGAUUUUUUUUACAAUAAAAUUGGCUGCCUUUAUCGUUUUUAUAUGUUAAUGAACUAAAACUAUCCAAAUUGGAAAAUACAAACUUAUAACCA